AGAGAGGGAGGUCUCUGGGUGUCUACUUGGUAAGAAGUUACUUCUAAUUAGCCAGCCUCUUCUUGCUCGCCUCACUUGUCCACCGUGCAGAUCCAGAUCCUCUCCUCAGAGACCAGAGACCAGGUACCUGCAGAGGUACCACGACACUUUUCAGCAACAACCCAUCAGACCCAGCAGACUUUUUGUGCGAAUUGCUGCUUUUGGCACCUCUCACCUGGAGACGUCUGUGCCCAAUUACGCACGACUUGGAUGGAAAAACUGCAUCAUAGCGCAGGGGAUUUUUUAAGUUAUCCUUUAUCAUAUCAUAAUUUUUUCAAUGUGGUGUCAUAAUUGAUAGUCUUGGGUUGAUUUUAGUUGUUGUUCUUCUUAUUUAAGUAGAGGAAGCAUCAAAUAGACUCUACAAUCAGCGGUUUUUACGCAUCAGGUUAAAACAGGUGUAACGUUACAUCUACAGUUGGAACAGCAGGUGCCUGGUUCGAUAGCUCUAAGUCAGACUAACAUGUAACUUUGUGACAACUAAGUGACAAGCAACCCAGGGUCUUGACCGCAGACUUUUUGUGGGAACUGCUGCUUUUGGCACCUCUCACCUGGAGACGUCUGUGCGUAAUUACGCACGACUUGGAUGGUUUUUACGCAUCAGGUUAAAGUUAAAGUUACAUCUACAGUUGGAACCACAGGUGUCUGGUUCGACUGUAAGUCAGAGUACACACAAAGGCAGUAAAGGACAACAAGAAAAACAACAACCAAGUGACAAACAACCCAGGGUGAAAGAAAAACAGAGAGGGAGGGAGUGACAGAAAAAACAGAGAGAGAAAGAGAGAGAGAGAAAGAGAGAGAGAGAGACUCCCCCUGGAGACUAGCUAGGAGACCCAGCCCCUGGUCUGAGAGAAGGAGAGAGAGAGUGAGGUAGUGAGGGAGUGUUUUUAAAGCCAGCAGGAGGCAUGAUGUCCUACAUUAAACAACCACAUUACGCAGUGAACGGGUUAACUCUGUCUGGCCCAGGGAUGGAUCUGCUCCACUCUGCUGUUGGAUACCCCAAUGAUCAGCAUCUGUCAUCCUGGAGAGACACUCCGCGUAAACAGCGUCGGGAGCGCACAACCUUCACGCGCGCACAGCUGGACAUCCUCGAGGCUCUGUUUGCCAAAACGCGCUACCCAGACAUCUUCAUGAGGGAGGAGGUGGCUCUCAAGAUCAACCUGCCGGAGUCACGAGUCCAGGUCUGGUUCAAGAACCGUCGUGCCAAGUGCCGCCAGCAGCAGCAGCAGAGCACGGGCCAGUCCAAACCUCGGCCCCCUAAGAAGAAGGCGUCCCCUGCUCGGGAUGCCAACUCUGAGGCCAGUGUCAACCAAACCAAUGGACCCUACAGCCCUCAGCCACCUCCUCCAGGCACCUCCAUCACCCCCAGCUCCAGCGCUGCCAGUGCCACGGUGUCCAUCUGGAGCCCGGCCUCCAUCUCCCCACUGCCAGACCCCCUGUCUGUCUCUUCCACCCCCUGCAUGCAGAGGGCCUCCGCCUACCCCAUGACCUACACCCAGGCCCCGGCCUACAGCCAGAGCUACGCAGGCUCCUCGUCCUACUUCACGGGCCUGGACUGCAGCUCCUACCUGUCCCCAAUGCACCCACAGCUGUCGGGCACCGGAGGCGCCCUGAGCCCCAUCACGGCCUCCUCGAUGGGCGGGCCCCUCAGCCAGUCCCCGGCCUCGCUCGCCUCCCAGGGCUACACGGCCGCCUCGCUGGGCUUCGGAGCCGUCGACUGUCUAGACUACAAGGACCAAGCUGCCUGGAAGCUCAAUUUCAAUGCCACUGACUGUCUGGACUACAAGGACCAGAACUCCUGGAAGUUCCAGGUCUUGUAAAUAACAAGAAGUGGGAGACGGGGAGGGAAGGGGAUAGGGAUAGAGGGGGAGAAAUCAAAGUAGGGUGUUUUAGAAGAAGGAGGAGACCUUGGGACACUAAUCAAUAAUCAUAUCAGUUGAAGAAGCUGAAAUAAAGUCUUCAUUUUUGGCUGUUUCAUAAAAAAUAUGUGUGGAAGUAAACUGAUCUGUUGAUGCUUGUAACAAAGAGAUGACAGUAGUGAUGCUCCUAAGUUAAAACAACAUAGAAAUCAGCCUUGAAAUCAAUCAAUGACUGGCUGAGCAAAAGGAAAACAAGAUAUCUGUACAAUAAAAUCAAAUUAGAGAGAAAGAACAACAACUUUAUAUCUUGGUAUUAGGGCUGGAAUUGUCGUGAUUUAAACACAGUAUUAAUAUAUUACUGAUGAUGAGAAUUUAAAGUGAAAAUGCAUAAACAAAGGCGUCCACUUGUCACAUGCUGAAUGCAUCAUUUUGAUGGCUGACUCAGUGGUUUUGGUUUAUAGAAACUUACUGCUCGACUGGCCUCCACUUGGACCAGCAGAGCUUCACACAGCACAACAGUUUUAGUGACGUUUCCUGCAUAGACAGCCUUGAAAUCGACUGGAACUGACUAGAGCCCAAGCUCAUGUUUAUUUCUUCCUUCUAGACUUUGUCUUGUAUUUUCUGUGAUGUAUUUCUUUUUUUAAAAAAAGCUGCUUUUCAUCAGCGAGCUGACUCAAAAAGCAACUCAACUAUCUGACAUCUUUAAUAAGUAAGGUGUCUGUCUUUACAGGGUGGCCACUAAUUAAAUAUGUUAAAAAAUGUUUAGCAGCUGAUGAUUCCCAGUAGCCUUGUGUGAUACUGACCCUCUGCAGCCUGUGUGUGUGAUACAAGCGGAGGGGGUCGAGUUGAAGUGACUGCAGUACAAACCUGUUGCCUUUGAGCAUGGUUGAAAUCAUUAGCAGAGUGGCUCGUGCAUUGUUAGUUUUAAUAGGAUCACUUCCAGACAAUUUGUGCAACAAUGGUCACAUUGUGAGUACCUAACCCCCCUCCUCCCCACUCCAUCUCACAGUGUUUGCAUGAGGUUAGCGGAUUGUUCAAGCAGUUCUCGAAUCAAAUGACUUUAUUAUAAAACUGCUCCAGUGAGGCGUUUUGAUGGGAGAGAAGACUGCACCAGAGAAAGGGAAGGGACUGGGCCGCCACGCAGCAGCCCCCCUUUGCACAGAGAGCUGGGUGCCUCUCUCAACUCUGACCUGUAAAGAUGUGAUGGGUACCACUUUAUGUGUUUGAUGUAUCGUUUGAUUUUGUAUUAGACUUAAACAUGUUUCUUUUAAAAAAAAAAAAUUGUGAAUUCGUCGAAGUAAAAAUUGUGGUAAUUUGUUUAUUAUUAUCAGUAUUAUUUACUAUCAUUAAUAUUAUGUCUUCAGCUGACAUGGACACUGCUAAUAUACUUCUUUGUUGUUCUUUUGUAAAUAUUAAAACUUGAAAAAUGCAAUCAAGUCUGGUAUCAGCGAUGAGUUGUUACGCAGGCGCUCCACCCAACAGAAUCUCUCUUUCUUAAUUUCUAGAAAACUGCCAACUUUUUAUUUUUUUCUGUUUAUAUUUUCUGGUUUCUUCUUCUUUUUUUUCAAACUCAGGGGUUUAUCCAAUAAAAGUAGCAGUAAUAGGAUACAAUGCUGUUUAUGCUUCUUAAUCAUUUACUGUACUUUUAUCUUUUGCAUGACUAUAAUCUUCUCUGCUUAUUUUUCUGACAUGAACUAUUUUGUAUAUUUCAUUUGUCUCCUGUGUUCGAACCAGUCUCACCACUACCAUGCUAGAUAGCGAUGAUGUUUCUGAGACAUUAAACAACUUCAUUAAAA
Sebastes umbrosus (honeycomb rockfish) is the source of this 3691-nucleotide messenger RNA. It is a transcript of the gene otx5, whose product is annotated as orthodenticle homolog 5. Bases 942 to 1856 code for a protein of 304 amino acids. The transcript has 4 exons. The record is from RefSeq and is a predicted model, not a curated record. Lineage: Eukaryota; Metazoa; Chordata; Actinopteri; Perciformes; Sebastidae. Gene Ontology annotation, biological process: regulation of transcription by RNA polymerase II; multicellular organism development. Gene Ontology annotation, molecular function: DNA-binding transcription factor activity, RNA polymerase II-specific; RNA polymerase II cis-regulatory region sequence-specific DNA binding. Gene Ontology annotation, cellular component: nucleus.